UUUACAUGGCUGAAGGCAGUGGGCCCACAUGAUUGUAUAGAAGGUGAUGGUGGUGCCAAAAGCCACCCCCUUCUCCUUCCAAUCUGUAAUCGGGGCAAACACAAAGUGAUUUCAGAAUCUUAGUAUAUGCUGUCUCUCUGCAAUUCCCAUGGAACCUAAAACACAACCCCCAGGAAAUGGUCCUCCACCUAAACCCUGGGAACAAGCAGGUUCCUCGUCUGGCCCCGCGCCUUUCAAACCGCCGUCAGCCGGCAACACGAGUGAUGUAGUUGAGGCUUCAGGGACUGCAAAACCCGGAGAAAUCGUUGCUAGCUCUGAUAGGAAUGCAACAACUGUUAAUAGAAAUUCUCUUGGGAGGCCUGUUCCCACAAGGCCAUGGGAGCAGAAUUAUGGAAAUAGCGGCUAUGGAGGAUAUGGUUCUGCAUUGAAUUAUAAUUCCGGGUAUGGAUCUGGAAUGUAUGGAUCUUCUUAUGGUGGACUUGGAGGAGGAAUGUAUGGUGGGGGACUGUAUGGAAACAGUAUGUACAGGGGAGGAUAUGGUGGCAUGUAUGGCUCGUCUGGGAUGUAUGGAGGUGGAAUGUAUAACAGUGGCUUUGGCGGUCCAAUGGGUGGUUAUGGCAUGGGUGGUGGCCCUUACGGAGAUCAAGACCCCAAUAAUCCAUAUGGUGGCCCUCCCUCCCAUCCUGGAUUUUGGGUUUCUGCCCUACGUGUGAUGCAAGGUGUGGUUAACUUUUUUGGUCGAAUAGCAAUACUCAUAGACCAGAACACACAGGCUUUCCAUAUGUUCAUGUCUGCCCUUCUCCAGCUGUUUGAUCGCUCUGGUUUAUUGUAUGGAGAACUAGCUAGAUUUGUGUUGCGGUUGCUUGGGAUUAGAACUAAGCAGAGGAAGGUUGGUCCGCUAGGUCCGAAUGGACAGCCACUGCCUGGACCACACAAUUCUUCUGGAAAUAUAAACUACAUUGAGGCACCAAAGGCUGCUCCAAGUGGUUCUUGGGACAACGUUUGGGGAAAUGACCCCACUCAAUGAUAUGGUGAAGUUAUUUUGCUUAAAGAGUUCGUCCAAAUAUGUUGAAAAGAAGAAACAGCAGCAUUCUACAAGACGACACUGAAGUUGCAAAAGUCGUAAUGUAUAUCAUGGGUUUCAAGUUGAGUUGGCUGUUUUCUCUUUGCUUGCGUUGGUUCUUGAUUUUACUGGAAGGGGAUCUUAAAUAAGAUACCAUCCCUGCAUUAUACCUUGUAAGCUUUUACUUUGAGUCUACUGCACGCUGCUAUAUGCUACUUGCAUGUAUUUAUUUGUAUCCAACGUAAUAUUGCAUACCUGCGUUAUGAUUUUCGGGGGUCAUGUAACAGUGUGAACAUUCUUCAGGUUUGCUUUAUCCAUGGAUCUGCCAAACGUCCGUAUGACUACAUAAAGUCUGCGUUAAAUUUUUAGUUUA
Molecule: messenger RNA, 1436 nt
Organism: Cajanus cajan (pigeon pea)
Lineage: Eukaryota; Viridiplantae; Streptophyta; Magnoliopsida; Fabales; Fabaceae
Gene: PEX13
Product: peroxin 13
Biological process (GO): protein import into peroxisome matrix, docking
Cellular component (GO): peroxisomal membrane; peroxisome; peroxisomal importomer complex
Source: RefSeq, a predicted model, not a curated record